UGAGUUCUUCAUGCCAGGGCUGGUGGACACCCACAUCCAUGCCUCCCAGUACAGCUACUGUGGCACAGCACUGGACAUGCCUUUACUGCAGUGGCUCAACACCUACACCUUCCCUGUGGAGUCACGCUUCAAGGACUUAAAGUUCGCCCAGGAGGUCUACACCAAAGUGGUGAGAAGAACCCUGAGAAAUGGAACGACCACCGCCUGCUACUUUGCCACCAUCCACACCGACGCUUCUCUCCUGCUGGCUCGGAUUGCACAUGACUUUGGACAGCGUGCGUUAGUGGGGAAGGUGUGCAUGGACAGGAACAGCUCUGUCAAACAUUACAAAGAAACGUCCCAGGAGUCUGAAGACGAGACACACCGGUUCAUCAAAGAGCUCCUGAACAAAAAGUACCCUCUGGUGAAGCCGGUGGUGACUCCACGGUUUGCUCCGUCCUGCACCGAGGACCUGCUCUCCAAGCUGGGGGCGAUAGCGAAGAAUAACAACCUGCACAUCCAGAGUCACAUCAGUGAAAACACAGAGGAAGUGAAGCUUGUAAUGAAGCAGUUUCCUGACGCCGAGUCGUACACAGACGUCUACCACAAGUGCAAUCUUCUCACUGACAAGACAGUGAUGGCCCACGGCUGCCACCUCAGUGAUAAAGAGCUGGAUCUGUUCAGGGAAACAGGAGCCUCUUUGUCCCACUGUCCCAACUCCAACUUCUCGUUGUGCAGUGGACUGUUAAAUGUUCGAAAUGUCCUGAAUCACAACGUGAAGUGUGGACUGGGUACAGACGUGGCCGGGGGCUACUCAUCCUCUGUGCUCGAUGCUGUUAGAAAAACUCUGGAUGCCUCCAAAGUCCUGACGAUCCAGGACCCGGAACACAACACGCUGUCCUUCGAGGAGGUGUUCAGACUGGCCACACUGGGAGGAAGCCAAGCCUUAUCCAUGGAUGACCAAAUAGGAAACUUCGAAGUGGGAAAAGACUUUGAUGCUUUAAGGGUUAAUGUGGCAGCUAAAGGUGGACCCAUCGAUCUGAUCCAGUCUGAUGCACCAAAGAUCCUUUUGGAGAAGUUCUUAAACCUGGGUGAUGAUCGUAACAUCGUGGAGGUGUUUGUAGCUGGGAGGAAGAUGGUCCCGUUCACAGAUGCGAGAGCGUCUGACAAAUCUGACUGA
Messenger RNA from Nematolebias whitei (Rio pearlfish), 1159 nucleotides. It is a transcript of the gene gda, whose product is annotated as guanine deaminase. Bases 11 to 1159 code for a protein of 382 amino acids. Gene Ontology annotation, molecular function: guanine deaminase activity; zinc ion binding. The record is from RefSeq and is a predicted model, not a curated record. Lineage: Eukaryota; Metazoa; Chordata; Actinopteri; Cyprinodontiformes; Rivulidae. The transcript has 12 exons. Gene Ontology annotation, cellular component: cytosol. Gene Ontology annotation, biological process: guanine catabolic process.